This is a messenger RNA of Fusarium poae, 546 nucleotides long. RefSeq lists its product as uncharacterized. The record is from RefSeq and is a predicted model, not a curated record. Gene Ontology annotation, biological process: mycotoxin biosynthetic process. The coding region runs from base 1 to 546 and encodes 181 amino acids. The transcript is spliced from 3 exons. Lineage: Eukaryota; Fungi; Ascomycota; Sordariomycetes; Hypocreales; Nectriaceae.
AUGGCUCCAGCCAAGGAGGUAGCAGACUUCCAUACCGUCCGUUACAACAUCACACCCACCACCACGAAAACUGAGUUCGUCGGAUUUGGCCCCGAAGUCGACAAGGCAUGGAACCAUGUCACUUAUGAUGUUGGAGACCAGAUGAUAACGCGCGAUGAGCUUGACAAUCUCGGUCUUGAUCCUUCCUCACUCACCAUCAAGGAUCCCAAGACAGGUCAAAAAGGUUAUCGUGUUGGGAUACAAGUGUUCCACCAGCUCCAUUGCCUCAACCUACUAAGGCAAGCGACCUACAGCGAUUACUAUUCACACACUGGAGGAGAUAUUGAUGUUGAGCCGAUGGAUUUGAGAGGGCAUCUGGAUCACUGCAUUGAGUUCUUGAGAACGAAUCUGAUGUGCCAAAGCGAUACUGGCGUUUUCGCUUUCAAGUACUACGAUGGUUUCGAGGGACACUGGCCGGACUUUAGCACUCUACAUACAUGUCGUAACUUUAGUGCUAUACGGGACUGGGCUUUUGAACACGCAGUUGUCUUUGGCGACGAAGAGUAA